Messenger RNA from Pelmatolapia mariae (spotted tilapia), 1878 nucleotides. It is a transcript of the gene kcnj13, whose product is annotated as potassium inwardly rectifying channel subfamily J member 13. The record is from RefSeq and is a predicted model, not a curated record. Gene Ontology annotation, biological process: potassium ion import across plasma membrane; regulation of monoatomic ion transmembrane transport. The transcript is spliced from 3 exons. Gene Ontology annotation, molecular function: inward rectifier potassium channel activity. Bases 183 to 1274 code for a protein of 363 amino acids. Lineage: Eukaryota; Metazoa; Chordata; Actinopteri; Cichliformes; Cichlidae. Gene Ontology annotation, cellular component: plasma membrane.
AGGAUUUCUUGGAUAGUAAACCUCAUCUUCCAAGGAUCUAACAGCACAGUCUCUCUAUUUGCUUCAGCCACUUUUCCCACUUGUCAGACCUCAGAUCAGCUCUAAGGUGAAAAGGUCAUAGGGCCGUGUGUAGCCCUGACUACAGUAAUAGGAUCAUCGUCACCUUCACUUUGCCCAUAAGCAUGACAACCAAAUCAAACAGCAGUGUUCUAGGUGGCAAGGCUUCCUCGUCACCUCUCCUGUCCGCUCCACCUCACCAGCGUCUGAUCACCAAAGAUGGACACUGUGCACUUCGCCCCACUGUGUGUUCUUCGGGCUCAUGGCAUGAGACUUUACGCAGAGCCUGGCUGUUGGCCCUGCAGGAUGUGUGGGGACUGUUGGUGAGUCUGCGCUGGAGAUGGGUCCUCCUGGCCUUCUGCACCUCCUUCCUGGCCCACUGGCUGUUGUUUGCCUGUCUGUGGUACUUGCUGGCACACCUAAAUGGGGACCUUGCUGUGCAGGAUCAUGAUGCGCCCCCACAGGGACAUGUGCUCUGUGUAAAGCACAUUACAAGCUUCACUGCUGCAUUUUCCUUCUCCCUGGAGACUCAGCUAACCAUCGGCUAUGGCACUAUGUUCCCCAGUGGAGAUUGCCCCAGUGCUAUAGCACUGUUGGCUGUACAGAUGCUGCUUGGGCUCAUGCUGGAAGCAUUUAUCACAGGUGCAUUUGUAGCCAAGAUUGCCCGCCCCCAGAAGCGAGCAGGAGCCAUACAAUUCAGCCACCAGGCAGUGGUGGGCCAACACCUGGGUCAGACGUGCCUCAUGCUUCGAGUCACCAAUCUGCUGCAGCGGCCUCUGGUGGAUGUAAAGGUGAGUGCUGUGCUAUACGAGGAGCAUGAAGGCCAAGCUCUGCACCAGACUUCAUUGGACUUCUAUUUGGACCAUUUGGGCCAGCAGCCAUGCCCCUUCUUCAUUUUCCCACUCACCUUUUACCACCCCCUGGACCGUCGGAGCCCCCUCUAUCCUGUCCUGUGUGAGGGUUCAUCAACCCACUUUGAGUUAGUUGUCUUCCUAUCAGCCUUGCAGGAGGGAACUGGUGACACUUGCCAGAAGAGGACCUCUUAUCUGCGCCAAGAAAUCCAGUUUGACCGCCGCUUUGUCCCUGCUUUGGGUUUGGAUGCCUGUGGAAGGUACACAGUGAGCAACCAGCACUUUGAUACAGCCCAUUCAAAAGAGCCUAUGAACAAGGACUGUGUGGUGCAGAUCAACGGUGAUGGCAAUGAGAGGAUGGAGUAAGAAUGCUGAAGGGAAGAUUCUCAAAGAGACCGAGAGAAUAUGCAAGUGGAGGCAAAUAUUUGUUGUCAGGAGGUAUUUGAUUGAAUUUGGUAAAUUUGAAUUUAUGAUUCAACAUUAUAAAAAUUCAAAUGUAUGCCAGAUAUAUAUAAGUACUGCUGCAGGCUCCCUCACCUCCUCCCUCAAAUCACUUCAAGUCCUCAGUGCUCAAAGCAGGGGAACCAGUAACUACUGGCAGUUGUAUUAGUUAAAAUGACUGACUAGCAAGGAUGGAAGAAUGUGCGCGGAGUGGGGUAUAGGGAGAUGUGUGUGUUUGAACAUUUAAUACUUAAGGAAAAGUAAUUCAAGAUGAUGAAAAUGCAAGGAACAUAGAAGAAUUUACAUGACUGAAUAAGAACAGUCUAAACUGUUCUGUUAUCACACUUCAAACUUACAAGGUACGAUCAAAAAGUUUGGUCACUCAGCUCAUGAAAAUACACAAUUUAUAUUUAGGCAUCACCUUAUCGACAGCACUUGAGUGCUACUGCAGUUUCACUGUCAUGCUUGCCCCAUUACUGUAUUUUUAACCACACUAACAGACAGUUGGUACUCACCAACUGCACAUCUU